UUUUGAGAAGACUAAGGGGGAAGGAUCACGUUUGCAGAUUUAUCGGCUGCGGAAGGAAUGAAAAAUUUAAUUAUGUGGUUAUGCAGCUUCAGGGCCGAAAUCUUGCAGAUCUCAGAAGGAGUCAGCCUCGAGGGACUUUCACGCUGAGUACAACACUGCGAUUAGGCAAACAGAUUCUGGAAUCAAUAGAAGCCAUUCACUCUGUGGGAUUCCUGCAUCGUGACAUCAAGCCUAUUUCUUUUUUCCUUUCUUUCUUUCCAUUCGCCAUGGGCCGCUUACCUUCAACGUACAGGAAGUGCUACAUGCUAGACUUUGGUCUGGCCCGUCAGUAUACCAACACUACUGGUGAAGUCCGGCCACCUCGCAAUGUUGCUGGUUUUCGAGGAACAGUCCGCUACGCUUCAGUGAAUGCACAUAAAAACCGAGAGAUGGGUAGACAUGAUGAUCUGUGGUCCCUCUUUUACAUGUUGGUGGAGUUUGCAGUUGGUCAGCUUCCAUGGCGAAAGAUCAAAGAUAAGGAGCAGGUUGGCAUGAUAAAAGAAAAGUAUGAACACCGAAUGCUGCUAAAACACAUGCCUUCAGAAUUCCACCUUUUUCUGGAUCAUAUUGCAAGUCUAGACUACUUCACCAAGCCAGACUAUCAGCUAAUCAUGUCAGUUUUCGAGAACAGCAUGAAGGAAAGAGGCAUCACUGAAAAUGAAGCUUUUGACUGGGAGAAGGCUGGUACAGAUAUCUUGUUGUCCACUAGCACCUCCACUCCACCACAGCAAAACACCAGGCAAACAGCAGCCAUGUUUGGGGUGGUUAAUGUCACUCCGGUACCUGGGGACUUGCUUCGUGAGAACACUGAGGAUGUCCUACAGGGUGAACACCUGAGUGAUCAAGAGAAUGCUCCUCCCAUCCUGUCAGGCCGGCCAGCAGAAGGUCUUGGUCAGACUCCAAACACGGCUUUCAAUGAGGGUGAAGUUUGGGAAGAGACAGAUGUGAAUCGCAACAAACUCAGGAUCAGCAUCAGCAAAACUCAGUGCAUGGUGGAAGAGGAGCAGAGAAAUGGUGUCUGCCCCAGUUCCCCUGUCCGAGUGCCUCCGGAGUCCCCCACCGCACAAGUGCGCUCCCUCCGAUAUCGCCGUGUGAACAGCCCCGAGUCAGAACGCCUCUCCACUGCUGAUGGCAAAGCAGAUCUGCAUGAAAGAAGAUCUCGAAUGGAUUUACCUGGCUCUCCAUCGCGGCUUGUAUGCUCCUCCCAGCCAGCCCAGAUGCUGUCGAUUGAUACUGGCCAGGCUGACCGGCAGGCGAGUGGUAGGAUGGAUGUGUCUGCUUCCGUGGAACACGAAGCCCUCAGCAACGCUUUCCGCUCAGUGCCACUUGCAGAGGAGGAGGACUUUGAUAGCAAGGAGUGGGUUAUCAUCGAUAAGGAGACAGAGCUGAAAGACUUUCACCCAGGUGCUGAGCCAAGCACCUCUGGAACCACGGAUGAGGAGCCUGAGGAACUAAGACCUAUUGAAGACGGUGAGGAGAGAAGGCGCUUGGGGGCAGAUGCUGCAGUCAGGCCGAAGACCCAUGAUGGGCGAAGUCGGGGUAUGCAGCCUGUGACUGAGGAGGACAGUUCCCACAGACAUGAAGGACCUUCUCAAACAGUGUCUGACAGUAAACACGAACAGCAAACAGGAAGUCCAGCCCACUCCCCCCUACAUUCAGCACCAGCUAUCCGACAAAGGAGACGAGAAUCUGAACCUACUGGUCCUCAAAGACAGGUAAGAUCCCUGGGUCUGUAUCUUGUUGCCUAG
Molecule: messenger RNA, 1787 nt
Organism: Apaloderma vittatum (bar-tailed trogon)
Lineage: Eukaryota; Metazoa; Chordata; Aves; Trogoniformes; Trogonidae
Gene: TTBK1
Product: tau tubulin kinase 1
Exons: 11
Biological process (GO): peptidyl-serine phosphorylation; peptidyl-tyrosine phosphorylation; signal transduction
Cellular component (GO): cytoplasm; nucleus
Molecular function (GO): ATP binding; protein serine/threonine kinase activity
Source: RefSeq, a predicted model, not a curated record